AUUCUACAACCUCAAAUUCCUCGAUCAUGCUGAGAUUUUUAUCUCUAUUUCGUCGAACACCUUGCAUUCUCAGUGGCGACCUUAAAUUCAAGAUGAAUCGGCAAGUAUUUGCAUGAAGUACCCGACAGCAAUGGUCUUCCAAGCCCUGAACUCGAGCUCCGCUCCUUUACGCCAUUCCUUCCUUCCCCACCAUCAAACCCCUCUAUCAUUUCUCUGCCCGUCAUUGAAUGUUCCUGGAGGGUUCAGACCAUGCAAUGCUCGCUUUGGGCUGAGGAGAAAGAGGUCGAGUAUGACAGUGUCGGCUUCUUCCAAGCUCAGUUUGGGCUCUAACACGGACAGGAAGAGAAAAGUGGUGGAGCACAUAUGCCUACUCAAAGCAAAAGACAACAUACCUGAGAAGGAAGAGAACAAUAUGUUGGAUUAUCUAUACACAUCUCAAUACCAGAUGGGCGGCAUUGUAGCGAUAUCAUUAGGACAAAUUACGGACCAAAACAAUGAAAGAUAUACGCAUGCAGUCUUUAUGCGAUUCCAGAGGAAGGGAGACCUUCUGAAAUUCUAUGAGAACCCUUUCUACUUGAAGGUCCUCGAAAAACAUGUUAUGCCUCACUGCCAUGGAUUAAUCAAUGUCGAUUAUGAAGCCGAAGUGGAAGAUGAUAUGCUCCCCAUAUUUAGGAAAGGAGAGGAGUUCAAUUUCGGUGAGGAAUUUGUUCUUUUGAUCUCAUUCGUAGAUAGUGCCCUUGGGGGACCUGCAGAAGAUGCAUUGGCUUCUCUGCAGAAGUUGACUAAGGAAUUCCCAUCUCUAAUAGUUCAAUUGACUCAAGGUCUAAACUUCCAUCCAAGUAACAAGGAAUUCACACAUGGGAUCGUAAUACGAUUUCGGUCAAAUGUGGAGGUCCAAGUUUGAGCCGAUCACCCAGAAAACACUUGCUCUUCAUUUUUCAGUCAAUCCCAUUGGAACAGAGAUUAUGUAAAUUGGAGCGGCUGGUCUUUGAAUUGCCUUGAGUCCUCUUUUUUCGGCCGGAAAUUAAUAUGGCAAGCUUUCAGAUAUGUGUAAUUACUGUUAACCUUUUUCCCCUUGGAAUACAGAAGAACUAUUCUAAUUCCAUUGAACAUGAAUCUUAAGGGAGAAUUCAUCUAAUUCUUGCCAAAACUCUGCAUCUUCCUUUUCUGUUAAAUUUUUCAUCAACAUUUACUAAUUAAAAGCGGAGAAAAAUGGGCACUGAAGUGAUUCCACAUCCUUCAUUCUUCUAUUUCCUCUCAUAUAGAUUAUAUUACUGCUAGUUCUUAUCUUUUUUCAUCAUCCUUGAUGGAUUCGGAUGUCUAUUUGAGCCUACAAUAGAACUUGGAAGUACAUUCAGGAACCCUUUUGGCAUGAACAGGUUAUCUUUUGUUUGAAGUUCAAUUUUCCAUAUCUUAGUCAUGUUUCAGCGUUCUUGCCUGUUAUGGGUCAAGAUGAGCUCUCAUGUAGUCAUUCAUCUGAUGCACAAAAUUCUGCAAUGAAAGCAACAUCUUUUCUCUGGGUGAUACAUUAGUCAAACCAUCCCAAUCUCAAAGAUCUAGGUAGAGAAAAAAAUGGAUACAACUUACGAUAGGAUAAUGCGUUCCUUCUUUCUUGUCCUAUGAUGUGAUCUUCAGUUUAUUUUAACUUGCAAGCUUGAACUUUCUAUCUUAGGACCCAUGGAGCGAUCAAUCGGAAGAGGAGUAAGUUCUUAUUCGUCUCUGUUCCAUCUGCUUCCCGUCAUUUGCAUCUUCAUAUCCUUCCAAAUGCAUUAUUUGACAUCUCACGGUGACAAGGGGCAUCCAAUUAUUUUACUCGAAAAUAUCGGUUUGUUUUCUUUCCCCAUAUAUUUAAACUUCGUAAGAGCCAAGAAUGGUGCCCCACUGCUAAUAAAAUAGUACAACAAACACCAGUUUAGCUGUUCAUUGAUGUGCUUGGUUUUGACUUCUGUUAUAAACUACUACAGUUCUUUAACAUUAUUAAUUACAUUUUUUCUCGUCGGCGAUUAUCAUCCUUCAAUUCAUUGUAUUGUUCAACGAGAUUCCAUUUCUUUUAAGUUCAUUUUGUGUUUUGUUUUUCUCCAUGAGAAAGAAGUGUUUCGCAUAAUGUGUUCUUGUGCAAGCGUUUCAAUUUCCAGUGCAGGGGCGCAUCACAUUGUGGACAAAUUUCGCCCGAGUUUCUCUGUGCAUAUAUCGAUGAAUAUUCGUAUUCUAUGAUCUGUACCGAACUUUUCUUUUUUAAGAGCACAAUCGGCUAAUAUUUCGCUUUCAACAUAUCUAUCAUACAUCUUUUACAGGGAGAACAAAACAGAUGAAAAUUAUGCUGCCAGGUGCUAUGAGCUGCAAAACUUUGUAUUGUAUACGUGACACCAUUGUUGUCUCCGGCCGAGUCCGGUGACCAUCAUCAGUUGUGAAGCGGGUUCGGCCCGCCGGGAACUGUCCGCUUAGAAACUCCGUAAACGGGAUCGGUCUCGGCACCUUUCUCGUUGUCUCCGUCUCUCGUCGUUCCCGGGGUUUUCGCCGGGAAUUGAUGUCCGAAUCUGGAAUUAUACUCAGCUGUCGGCGACUCAUGAGAUCCUUCGAUGCUUCUGCCAAUACUUCUGCAACUAGAGAGGCGAGGACAGACUAUUAAGAAGGUGAUCAAGAUUAGAAAUGGGAGUCUGAGGCUGAGCCUGAGAUCAUUGUUUCUUCUUCCCAUGACUCUAUAAUAUUGCUGAGGACGGAGGGCAAGAAAAAUGAAUGAUGACACUGAGUUGCAGAGGAAGUCUUUCGUUUGGAUUGAUGCAAGGAGAGAGGAGAGCAUGAAAGUCCUCUUAAGUAUGGGAUCAGGCAAACCUGUGGUUAAGAAAAUGCCAAAAGACUUCAUUUAGUGCCGUCUAAAUGACCUAAAUGCCAUCAAUUGAAACUAGAGGAGUAUGGACCUGCUUUACACAUGGGAGCAUAAAAGAUGAUAAAAAAAAAGAAUUUAUCUAAAUAAUAGUAUCAGGAGGAAGAAACUUAUUUAACGUUAAAAAUAAAUAAUAAUGAUUGGUUAUAGAUUAUUAAAUUAGAUUCAAUUUCACCCAAUAUUAUUAGAUUCGAUAUAGAACAAAUUAAAAAGAAAAAGAAAAAAAAAAAAGGAACCGGUUCCAAAGGGGAUGGGCAAUUUCCAUAUAGUUUUAGGGAGAACCUGCAGGAGUGUAUAUAAGGGAAGUUAUAGGAGAGAGGUAGUAAAACAAUUAAAAGGUUUAUAUUGUCUUUAUAGUUUUUUUUAUUGAUUUAAGUAAUUUUUGUAAAGAAUAAAAUUGAAAAAUAAAAGUUAAUUUUCUUAUUUUUUACUUUA
Molecule: messenger RNA, 3319 nt
Organism: Punica granatum (pomegranate)
Lineage: Eukaryota; Viridiplantae; Streptophyta; Magnoliopsida; Myrtales; Lythraceae
Source: RefSeq, a predicted model, not a curated record